AUGCGCAGGCACCCGCGAUGCAUGGCAGACCAGAGCAACGUUGCAGGUGACAAAAAUGCCGCAUUGGCUGCAAGAAUGCAACUGCGCGUGCAGUGCUGGUCAAGUGCUUUCUGCCCUUCUGCUGUCUUUGGCCCUUUCGGUGGAGUCCACACAUCCUUAGGUGUCCGUCAGAGCAGCCGCAUCAUCGUCAUCAGGAGAGCGGGCAGCAGCAAGUGCAGCGGCAUAGUCCCCGAGGUCAGCUCCGUGCUGCGGUUGCAGAGGGAGCCAGAGCAGCAUCGGAUGGAGGCGUUCCGGCUCAGGCCCAGCAGCUGUGGCUUCUCCCAGCAAAGCUUCUCCAAGCUGCAGCCACGCAGCAACGUCUGGCCUUCCUCUAGAAACAAACACAG
Molecule: messenger RNA, 386 nt
Organism: Podarcis lilfordi (Lilford's wall lizard)
Lineage: Eukaryota; Metazoa; Chordata; Lepidosauria; Squamata; Lacertidae
Source: the annotation of a GenBank genome assembly